Ilex paraguariensis (yerba mate) is the source of this 207-nucleotide messenger RNA. The record is from the annotation of a GenBank genome assembly. NCBI's taxonomy places the organism in Eukaryota, Viridiplantae, Streptophyta, Magnoliopsida, Aquifoliales, Aquifoliaceae.
AUGGGGGAACAGAACGAAGCAGCUGAAACCUUGGAUGACAAUAAAAUGGUUCUUGUCAAGCUAACUGAGGUUUUCAUGGUUGACAAGAAGCCGGCUCCAACUGACUGGCGAAGAUUAUUUGUUUUCAGCAAGGAAUGGGACAACAUCCGGCUUCACUUCUAUAAGCAGUGUCAGGACCGAGCAGAUAGCGAGAAUGAUUCUGGAUGA